This is a messenger RNA of Achroia grisella, 2538 nucleotides long. RefSeq lists its product as uncharacterized. Bases 1 to 2508 code for a protein of 835 amino acids. The transcript has 6 exons. NCBI's taxonomy places the organism in Eukaryota, Metazoa, Arthropoda, Insecta, Lepidoptera, Pyralidae. The record is from RefSeq and is a predicted model, not a curated record.
AUGGUGUUCAAAGUCAUAGUUUUGGUAGCAGCUGUCGCGGCGGCUAACGCUGUGCCAAUAUGGAUCACCGGUAGUGAAUAUUACCCCGCCACUGUUAUGCGUAUCGGACGUUCUCCAAACGUGGCGUUUGGGUUUGGCAGCGGCUUUAGCAGCAACAUUGGUGGUAUCGCCCACUCAUCCGGUAUCGGAUCCUCGUUCUCUACAGGCGAUGGUCAAGCCUACGGGGCUGGUAUUAGCGGUUCAGGUGAUAACACUUAUGCCCGCGGAGUAGGCAUUGCUAAUGCUGCUCCAUCACCUUACAUCCGCACUUACAAUCCUUAUAACUUCGGUGGCUCAUACGGAUCUGCAGUAUCUUCAGCCCAGAAUUAUGGAGGAAACUAUGGUGCAUCUGUCUCCGCCGCUCAAUCACAAAACGGGCCACAGUACGGGUCAGCUGUAUCCGCCGCUCAAAAUGCUGGUCCAGCCCGCUAUCAAUCAGCCAUAUCAUCCGCACAGAACAUUCAAAAUCUCGGCUAUGAUUCUUCAAUUGCCGCUGCCAACAGCAAUAACGGAUAUGGCCAAGCUAUAUCCGCUGCUCAGAAUGCGAACAACUAUGGCUCUGCUCUUUCCUCUGCUCAGUCCCGUAAUGGUUUGAACAAUUACGGCGCUGCAGUGUCCGCAGCACAGAAUAUUGGAGGAUACAGAGCAAGCACAGCCCAAUCCAUUCAGCAAAACGGUGGUGCUCUUCAACAAAGCGGUGCCUCCAGUGUUAAUGCACCUGGAAUCCAGGCAGCACAAUCGCAUGCCGUCAACACCGCUAAUGGGGUCGCUGUAUCCAGCGGCGGUGUACCGCUGAAACAGCCCAUUGGACCGACAAUCAAUGGUAUUUAUCAGCCAGUCAACCGUCCCGUCAACCAACCCAUAAACAGACCAAUUACACCUAUCGUCACACCUAUCAGACCAGCUAUCAAUUCCAUAUUUCGUACGCCAAGCAUUGCUUUUGGGUUCGGAAGCGGUUUCAGCAGCGACAUCGCCGGAAUCAAACACUCCACCAGUAUCGGCUCUUCAUUCUCGACUGGCGAUGCUCAAGCUUACGGCUCCGGAAUCGGGAGUACUGGGAACACAUACGCUUCAGGAAUAGGUGUAGCUAAUGCAGCCCCUUCCACUUCAUACCUCCCAGCUUUUACAUCAUCCCAACAACGCUACGAUAGUUAUGGGAACCCUGUACCUGAUUAUGAUAAUAACUACAUAACAAAUGACCAAGAGCAAAACACUUUAAACUACUAUCCCUCUCAAUCAAACGAGUGGCCACAGAGCUACGAAAAUUACGGACAAAACAAUGGUCAACUCCAAUCUGCAGUGUCUUCUACUCAAAAUGCUGGCAACUUCCAAUCGUCUACAUCACUGGCUCAAAACCAGCAGGGCCCAGGUUAUCAAUUGGCGAUAUCAUCAAGUCAGAACGGAGAUAAUUAUAGAUCAGCAAUCUCGAACGCUCAGUCUGGCGAUGGUUACUCCAAUUUUGGGUCUGCGAUCUCAGCAACUCAGAACAUUGGCAAUCUUAAUGCGAGCACAGCUCAGGCUAUCCAGCGGAGUGGUGGUGGUCUCCAGCAGAGCGGUGCGACAAUCAUCAGUGGACCUGGAAUACAAGCGGCCCAAUCUCAUGUCAAAUCAAAUCAAAUCAAAGAAGGAACCAAAGAACGUCGACGUAAGAGGGAGAGGAUUUUAAUCAACUUCUCAAUACUUUACAAGACAAUAAUGGCAAUCAAAUUUGUGAUCCUAUUCACAACCUUUGCUCUCACGCAGGCUGUACCUAUACAGAUUUUCGCUGAUGGUGUCGCUGUAGCUAACGGUGGUCUGCCUCAAAGACCAAUUAUCACUCCUCCCAUUCCACAAUCACCAAACGUAGCCUUUGGCUUCGGCAGCGGAUUCAGCAGUGAUAUCGCUGGCGUUCGACAUUCCUCUGGCAUCAGCUCCUCAUUUUCAACUGGCGACUCUCAAGCAUACGGCUCCGGCGUUGGAAGUACUGGCAAUACAUACGCUAGAGGAACAAGCCAGACAAACGGAGGACCAUCCGCUUACUACCUAAGACCUUCCGCAAGGCAAUACAAUCCACAAUACUCGUCCGCCGCUUCCGCUGCUCAAGUUCAACAGAAUAACGGUUGGCUACAAAGCUAUACACCAGUCAAUCAGUAUCAAUCAGCUGUCUCAUCUGCACAAAACAGCAAUCACCACCAGUCGGCAGUUUCUGCAGCACAAAACCAACAGGGACUCGGGUAUCAGUCUGCGAUAUCCGCUGCCAACAACGGAAGGGAUUAUGGUUCCGCUGUCUCGAACGCUCAAUCGCAUAAUGGGUACUCAAACUUCGGCUCAGCUACCUCUGCGGCUCAGAACAUCGGUGGACUAAAGGCUAGCACUGCACAGGCUGUUCAGCAUCAUGGUACAGGGGUACAACACAGCGGCGCCACCAGCGUCAACGCACCCGGCAUACAAUCAGCACAAUCUCACGCCAUCAACGCUGGAUAUUACUAGAGAAUAAAGUAAAACGAAGUGCAAGUAAAA